This is a messenger RNA of Bemisia tabaci, 1619 nucleotides long. RefSeq names its product luciferin sulfotransferase. NCBI's taxonomy places the organism in Eukaryota, Metazoa, Arthropoda, Insecta, Hemiptera, Aleyrodidae. Gene Ontology annotation, molecular function: sulfotransferase activity. The record is from RefSeq and is a predicted model, not a curated record.
UCCCUCCAUGCUCCGUCCGCUCAGCGUGGCGCUCUGUAAUCAGUAUCACAAUCAGAUCAGUGGUCUGGUGGUAUUCUUCCUGACCGCUUCUAUUAGCGCACCUAACUAUCGUGUAUAGUCCCAAAACUCCGCGCUCCUCUCUCGCAACCCUACUCUCGCCUGAUGUUCACAUUGACGGUUACACGAAUCACGCGUUAGUGGAUCACGCUUGAAAACUUGUGUUGAAACGUCCGUUCGGGCGUUUUUAGUGAUUUUGUGAGGUUUUAGAUUGUGCCUAUUUCUCCACCGAUUACCAGGUGAGGAUGGAGCCGAUCUCGGUGGAGCCGCUGGACGACGAAUUAUCCGCGCGGAUCCGGGGCGGAUGUCGGCCGGGGUUGAUGCCGGCGGCGGGCAUCAAGGUUCAACCCUCCGGCUGCUGCCUCCCCAACGAGUACCAGCUCUACGCCGAGCGACUCCGCACCUUCCACGUCCGACACGACGAUAUCUGGUGCAUCUCCUACCCAAAAUGCGGAACCACCUGGACUCAAGAAAUGGUUUGGUUGCUUGAAAACAAUCUAGAUUUCGAAACGGCCAAAGACAAAUUACUUUUGGAGAGAGUGCCAUUUUUCGAAGCAGUAAGUUUAGUGACACAGGACUUUCUGGUAAAAGAUGAGAACGAGAAAGACAUAUUCGGAGACACAAUCGCCUUCACACAUGAGCAGCCAUCACCUCGUGUAAUCAAGACCCACCUUCCCGCCAGACUUCUUCCUCUCGAAAUCUGGACGAGAAAACCUAAGCUCAUCUAUGUCACACGAGACCCUAAAGACGUAGCCAUUUCCUAUUAUCACCACCAUCGCCUGUGGAACGGUUACUCCGGCUCAUACGAGGACUUCAUCGAAGGAUUCCUACAAGACAAAUUGGUCUACAGCCCGUUCUGGGAGCAUAUUGCCGGUUAUGUAAAAUUAUCUCAUCUGCCUAAUGUAUUAAUUAACUCCUAUGAAGAUAUGACAAACGACUUGGCUGGGGUGAUCCGGCGAACAGCAGCAUUCCUGGGGAGAGAGUACACGGAAAGUGAGGUAGCGAGGCUGGCUGAGCACCUCAAGUUCCCCUCGAUGAAGAAAAACGCAGCCGUGAACGGCGAGGACUUCAUCGUGGACCUGAAGGAGAAGCACGGCAUGUGCAAGGAGGACCCGGACCUCUCCUUCGUCCGGAAGGGCAAGUCCGGCGGCUUCCGGGAGGCCAUGCCCCAGCACCUCAUCGACCGCUUCGACGAAUGGAGUCGCACCAAGAAAAUCGAACUCGGCAUACAGGAUCUCAACCUCUCCCAGCUCACCUGAUCAUGAAGCUCCCGAGAUGGUUUCCUGCCUGCUCACGAAAAACCGAGGAAAGAAAAAAACUGACAAAACGUGCCUAAAUUAAAAUGUGCCGAAAUACUUGUUGAUUUAACUUAGGCAUCAUAAUUAUAUUAUACUAUUUGUUUGUUUUGUGUAGUUGUGUUACCGUUACCCUUUGAGCCCUUUGGAUGAUGUCACUUUAUCAACCAUAUCAAAAAGAAACAAAAAAAAAGGACUCUCUGAAGGGCGAACAUCUCUCAUGAUGACCUUAUGGGUACCUAUUCCAAUAAAACCCUUUUUCAGUAA